Dermacentor silvarum is the source of this 2026-nucleotide messenger RNA. RefSeq lists its product as uncharacterized. Lineage: Eukaryota; Metazoa; Arthropoda; Arachnida; Ixodida; Ixodidae. The transcript has 3 exons. Bases 122 to 2026 code for a protein of 634 amino acids. The record is from RefSeq and is a predicted model, not a curated record.
CACGAAGGUGCACGUCUUCAAGUUCCCGAGAGAUCAAGCUCUAAGGGACGCUUGGAUUCGCGCUGUGCCACGGGAAAACCUCACGGUCACCGAACAUUCCAGGGUAUGUGAACUUCAUUUCAUGGACGAGGACAUUAUUCGAGACGCGACGCAUACAGAUCAAGCAACUGGCCGCGUAAUGACAGUGCCGCUAUCUCAUGUGCGCCUUCGCCCAGACGCUGUACCGUCGAAGUUCCCGAAUCAUUCGAGCUACUUGUCCAGAAAGACCGCGAGGAGGGAAGAUCCUGACUCCAAGCGCGCGCGAAUAGAGAAUGCAGCCCUUGAGAAAGCCAUCGCUGAAUCCAACGAGGCAUUUAUCAGAGCACGCGAGGAGGAUAAAGUCAACAGUGUGAGCGAACUUGCCAACCACUUAAGGAGCCAAGGGAUGAAGUUCUGGGAUGUUAUCGAAAGAAAUGAAAGGCUUCUUCUCAUUCACAUUGUCGACGAUGAAGCACCGUGGUUGAAAUACUCUGUUUGCGUGAAAGGAGAUUUGAGCGUGACACUACACGUUAUGAAAACGGCCGUAAAAAAGCUCGGUGCAAAUCUCUGCGUUCCCGAAAUCGCUAACAGUAAAAGGGGUAUGGUGGAACUCCUGGAAGGCAUCGAGAAGUGGGACUGUGACCUGAUGUCCAACUCAGUCGCUGAAAUUUGCGAGGCUGUUUGUUUACUGCUUGAUCAGCUUUGCACAUCCCAAGCAGAAGAUGACGCCAACUGUAUUCAAUUUCGGAAAGAGCAAGUCACCUUGCACCUAUCGAAAAAACAGCGCAGGCGCUACUCUGCUGAUUUCAUAAUGUUUUGCUGUAUUGUUUUCACUAUAUCGCCCCAUGCAUACGCGUUCAUACGUAGCCAUGGAAGUAUCACCUUGCCGCAUCCUAUGACGAUAAGAUCAGUGUGCUCGUCUUAUGGUAUGAGUCCUCAACAAGAGCAUCAGAGUGAAACAUUCCUCAGCUACAUGACAACAAGAAUUUCUGACCUGAAAGAUGACCAGCGCUUUGUCACAGUUAUGGUUGAUGAAAUACAUAUAAAACCUUACUUUGACUACAAAGGAGGCAAUAUUACCGGCGCUGCAAUUAAUAGAAAUGAAGCUGCUAACUGUGCGCUCGUUUUCAUGGUGCGCAGCGUGACGUGUAAAUUCAAAGAAGUUGCGCACAUCGUGCCGGUGCACCGAGUAGAGGCGGAGUUCCUGCAAAAGACGCUUAAAGACGUGAUUUGUGGGCUGGAAAAGAUUGGGUACCGGGUUAUGUGCGUCGUCAGCGACAACAACUCUGUGAACAGAAAAGCGAUGUCACUUUUCGAAUCACCUCCGUGUAACAGAAUUGUGUACCAACAUCUAUCAGACCCUUCAAGGCCGCUGUUCAUCGUUAUAGACCCAGUGCACAUUCUAAAAUGCAUACGAAAUAACUGGAUCAAUCAGAAGAAUGACCAAAUUUGUUUCUACUUCCCGGAGAUCCAAGGAGACACACCAGAAUCAGAGCGAAUGCAAACAGCGUCAUUUGCAACAAUCAGGGACCUUCACAGCAAAGAGUGUGACCAGCUGUUGAAAUAUGGCUAUGGGCUGUCAAGAAAAGCCCUCUACCCUUCGAGUCUUGAAAGGCAGGACGUAAAGCUUGCUUUACAAAUCUUCAAUGACUAUUUACCAGAGGCGUUACGUGCUCUUGGAGCAAAGCACAACCUAUUCUCUUUCGAGGCCACGGCUACAUUCGUCGAGAUCAUACUCAAGUGGUGGAAAAUUGUAAACGUCAAAACUCCAUGGAAGGGAGAAAGGCUUAGAGAUCACUUCCAACAACCAGUGCUUUCCAUUGAUAACGAUCCAAAAAUUGACUUCUUGCACAUGUUUCUGAAGUGGCUGGAUGAGUGGAAGAACAAAGGUUUUGACAACGGUACUCUGACAAAGGAGACUCACGCUGCUCUCGAACACACCACCUAUGCGCUUGUUGAGCUCACUAGCCACAGCAAGCAGAAGGCGCACCUGGAAAGGCCUUUCUGA